Emiliania huxleyi CCMP1516 is the source of this 924-nucleotide messenger RNA. RefSeq lists its product as hypothetical. The transcript is spliced from 3 exons. The coding region runs from base 37 to 924 and encodes 295 amino acids. The record is from RefSeq and is a predicted model, not a curated record. NCBI's taxonomy places the organism in Eukaryota, Haptophyta, Isochrysidales, Noelaerhabdaceae.
AACCAAGUUCGGUCAACGCGUUCAUAACACUCAUAAAUGCUGUCGCUCACGCUCCGGUGUGGGGCCGAGUAUUUUCUCGACGGCCUGCUUGUCGAGACCAUCCUCUCGAAUCUCGGUGCCACGGAUCUCGCCGCCGUGGCCGCGUCGUGCUCCUCUCUGCGGCGGCCUUGCGAGGCGGUGGCGGCAACAAGCCUGCGGCUGCUGCUCGUGCGGAUGCAAACGGAGCCCGUGAGAGCCGAGCUCGUGCGCGGAGCGAUUGCCCGCCUGAUGCUCUGGGAGCUCAUCGCGGCCGACUGCCACCUCUGGCUGCAAGCUGACGAGCGCUACCUCACCCUCGCCGAGCGCUUUGGCACCUCCUACGUGCAGGCUUGCGCCGACCGCUCCGGCUCGGGCCAUGGCGCCUACUCGCACCUCAACGGCCCGGAGUUCCUGCCGGACGCGCUGCACGGCUGCGGCGUCUUCCUCUUCGAUGGCGCGCCCGCAGCCCCGCACCGCCCGCUUCCACCGCCGACACGGGCCCAGUCCGCCUCCCAGUCCGCCUCCCAGUCCGCCUCCCAGUCCGCCUCGCCUCUGCGCACCGCAGGCGCGGCCGUCCUGAAGACGCGCCCCUUCACGGAGCCCAUCCCUCAGCCGAUCACGCUGAUGGUGGUCGCCAAGGCCCGCGGCGACACGACCAUCAUCGACGCGCUCGGCACCUCCUCCUCCCGCUUCGAGCUCUGCCACGGCUACCCGACGGGCUGGCACCCGUCGCCAGAGAUCUGCAUCACCGCCUCGGGGCACGACGCGCCCCCGCAGCGGUCUCUGCGAGGAUCGACCCGCGGCACCGGCGAGUGGCAAUUUUACCCCCCCUUUUUUGACGCGGGGGGCAGGGAGCUUUACGUGGAUGGCUCCUGGGAAACCCCGGCCAAAAGUGCCCCCCUUUAA